GGUUCUCGGGCGGCUCUGACCGGGGAAGAGGAGUCGCAUGUGUCGUUUCGGCUGGCGGUAGUGGCAGGCGGGGAGGCGGCAGAGGCUGUGCGACCGCCUGGGUUUUGAAAUGGCUGCUGACAUUUCUGAAUCCGGUGGGCAUGAUUGCAAAGGAGACCCGAGGAGCAAUACCAAGUUAGAUGCAGAUUACCCACUUCGAGUCCUUUACUGCGGAGUCUGUUCAUUACCAACAGAGUACUAUGAAUAUAUGCCUGAUGUUGCUAAAUGUAGACAAUGGUUAGAGAAGAAUUUUCCAAAUGAGUUUGCAAAACUUACAGUAGAAAAUUCACCCAAACAAGAAGCUGGAAUUAGUGAGGGUCAAGGAACAGCAGGGGAAGAGGAAGAGAAGAAAAAACAAAAGAGAGGUGGAAGGGGUCAAAUAAAACAAAAAAAGAAGACUGUACCACAAAAGGUUACGAUAGCCAAAAUUCCCAGAGCAAAGAAAAAAUAUGUAACAAGAGUGUGUGGCCUUGCAACUUUUGAAAUUGAUCUUAAAGAAGCACAAAGGUUUUUUGCUCAGAAAUUCCCCUGUGGUGCCUCAGUAACAGGGGAGGAUGAAAUCAUCAUUCAGGGAGACUUUACAGAUGACAUAAUUGAUGUCAUUCAGGAAAAAUGGCCAGAAGUGGAUGAUGAUAGCAUUGAAGAUCAUGGAGAAGUGAAGAAGUGAUUUUGAAAAUUUGUUUGUAUUUAAAGAUCUGAACUGAUUGUUGAUAUGGCCAAAGGGAG
This is a messenger RNA of Physeter macrocephalus (sperm whale), 765 nucleotides long. RefSeq names its product density-regulated protein-like. Gene Ontology annotation, biological process: translation reinitiation; formation of translation preinitiation complex. Lineage: Eukaryota; Metazoa; Chordata; Mammalia; Artiodactyla; Physeteridae. Gene Ontology annotation, molecular function: translation initiation factor activity; mRNA binding. The record is from RefSeq and is a predicted model, not a curated record.